GCCCAUCAAACCCGACUCCAUCCAGGAUGCUUCGAAGCUGCUGAAAAAGGAGUCCGGUAGUUAAACGGCAACUAGUUUAUACAAAUAUAAAAAGUUUCUUGCAGUCCAUUUUAGUAAAUAAUAAAUUGUUCUGUACGGUUUAGAUGAAGAGGCUACGACGCUUUCAAGUUGCCAUCAGACUGGAAAUGCUAGUUUAGCCUAGCUCUGCCUUUUGCUAGCAGGUAGCAUUUCGGUGUUUUUGUUAGUGCUGCCAGCUUUAUUAUUCCGCUGCCCCAUUUUUGCAAAUCACUGUUAACGAUACACGCGAAUGGUACAGGAUGGCUGCGUUUUUUGAUAAGUUAAAUAAAAGUUCCUCUUAAUUAGCUCAUUCGUAUGGUGGCUAACGGCUAGUUUGCCGGAGCUAAAGCGCGACGCUGUGGCCACUGCCCAGCCAGCACAAGUCAUGUUUGAAAUGGAGACACACGUAUCGUGCCUUUUCCCGGAGAUCCUGGCCAUUAUUUUCAGUUAUCUGGACGUCAAAGACAAAGGGAGAGUCGCUCAAGUGUGUGCGGCCUGGAGAGACGCGUCCUACCACAAGUCUGUAUGGAGGGGAGUGGAAGCCAAGCUUCAUCUGCGGACAGCCAACCCGUCCCUGUUCCCCAGCCUGCAGACCAGAGGAAUCAAAAAAGUCCAGAUCCUCAGCCUGAGGCGAAGUCUCAGCUACGUGAUACAAGGGAUGCCACACAUCGAAAGCCUUAAUUUGUGUGGGUGUUUCAACCUCACAGACAACGGACUAGGACAUGCCUUUGUGCAGGACAUCCCGACAAUGCAGGUGCUGAACCUCAGUCUUUGCAAGCAGAUCACCGACUCCAGUUUGGGCAGGAUUGCUCAGUAUCUCAAAAACUUGGAGGUACUUGAACUCGGUGGAUGCAGCAAUAUCACCAACACUGGCCUCCUGCUCAUCGCCUGGGGUUUGCACAUGCUCAAGAGCCUUAAUCUGCGUAGCUGCAGGCAUGUGUCUGACGUGGGCAUUGGCCACCUGUGUGGCAUGAUCCGCAGUGCUGCAGAGGGUUGCUUGUCACUGGAGAAGCUGACAUUGCAGGACUGCCAGAAGCUGACUGACCUGUCCCUCAGACAUGUCUCAAAAGGCCUUAAUAAGCUAAAAGUGCUUAACCUCAGCUUUUGCGGGGGGAUAUCCGAUGCAGGGAUGAUCUACCUGUCAGACAUGACCAACCUGUUUAGUCUGAACUUGCGAUCGUGUGAUAACAUCAGUAACACAGGUAUAAUGCAUCUGGCAAUGGGCUCCCUUCGACUGUGUGGACUUGACGUCUCCUUCUGUGACAAAAUUGGAGACCAGAGCCUGGCUUACAUCGCCCAGGGAUUGUAUCAGCUCAAGUCCCUUUCUCUUUGCUCCUGCCACAUCAGUGACGAUGGCAUUAACAGGAUGGUACGCCAAAUGCAGGAAUUGAAGACUCUCAACAUUGGACAGUGUGUGCGGAUCACGGACAGAGGGUUGGAGCUUAUUGCUGACCAUCUGACCCAGCUUACGGGGAUCGAUCUUUACGGCUGUACAAAGAUCACCAAAAGGGGCUUGGAGAGAAUAACACAGCUCCCGUGCCUUAAAGUGUUAAAUCUUGGCCUGUGGCAGAUGACUGAGUGAGAGUGAGGUGAAGGCUCUCCUCUCUUUUUUACAUGCACUUGAUUAUGCAUACUAGAACUCGGUUGUCCACGGAGUGAGACUGCUUGCAUCUCUUUUACCUUUUAUACUGUGAUAAGCAGGAAUCAGCAAUGAUCUGGAAUAUUGAUGCUGGCCACUGCAAUAUUCCACCCUUUAGUCAUGAUUGGGUCUUUUUGCUCUUUUGAUGUCAGCCUGUGUAUACUUAUUUUUUUACCGUCUAGCUACCUCACUGACCAAAUGCAGUGCCUACGAUUGAACACAACCUUACAUAUAUUUUUAUCAAUCACAUCGUAACAGUUUGGUAUUUAUGUAACUCAUAAUAGUUGGGUAUUUCAACUCUUAACACAAAGGCUAAAUUACAGUGAAUUUUUUAAAACUAUUUUUUAAUAUGGAAAAUUGCUGACAAUUGUACUUCAGAUUGAAGUGGGUGGGUCACUCCUUUCUUUAUAGUUGAUUAUAUUUCAAAUUCCUGAAUAAAUGACUACGCAUCAGAUGUUCCAGUGUUCCGAUAAACCAUCAUACCUUGUCGAAAUGCCCUACCGUACGCUGAAUUUACAGACACAUCUGUCAAAUGGCUUAUGGUAGUUAAAAAUUUGGUCAUUUAGUUGGUAUGUGUUGUUUCGAAUGGCAUAAAAUCAGCAAAAUUGGUAUGCAGCAUUACUCUAAACAGAAUUUUAUUGGCAACACGAAACGCUUGUGGUCCUCCAAGCUAACGGCAUCCUUACACAAGUGUGCUAAUAGAGGUAGCAAUGAAAAAACAAACUAUGAAGAAUAAUAAAUUCAACUGUUCGAAAUCAAGUAUUAACUGGUGGAAAACAGUACUGACCGCUGAAAAAUUACAUUUUUUGUGCCCAUGUACACUAAGCCUUGGUCGGACGUUUCAGUUGGUAGGAUGAAAUGUGAGGACACUGGAAUGCCACUGACAGCUUCACUUUAGUACUGUAAUUAGCAACCGGCAAGGCUGUAUGCUGUAUUUUAAACUGAGCAUAUCUCCUUACUUAUUGGGAAGUUUUCAGUGGUGGCAUGUCAAGAAUUUUAAAAGCAAUAAUUUAAGAUUUUUAUAUUCAUACAGUAGUGAUAUUUAUGAAUAAAGAUGGAAAUUAUGUUUCA
Molecule: messenger RNA, 2767 nt
Organism: Thalassophryne amazonica
Lineage: Eukaryota; Metazoa; Chordata; Actinopteri; Batrachoidiformes; Batrachoididae
Product: F-box/LRR-repeat protein 14-like
Exons: 1
Coding region: 443-1639 (398 amino acids)
Biological process (GO): SCF-dependent proteasomal ubiquitin-dependent protein catabolic process
Cellular component (GO): SCF ubiquitin ligase complex
Molecular function (GO): protein binding
Source: RefSeq, a predicted model, not a curated record